Messenger RNA from Theileria equi strain WA, 1629 nucleotides. RefSeq lists its product as hypothetical. The transcript has a single exon. Lineage: Eukaryota; Apicomplexa; Aconoidasida; Piroplasmida; Theileriidae. The record is from RefSeq and is a predicted model, not a curated record. The coding region runs from base 1 to 1629 and encodes 542 amino acids.
AUGUCUACCGGCAAAAUUACCAUAGAUAUUGGAAAAAAGUUUAAAUCAUCCUACAAUGAACCGGCUAUACCGUGUUAUUACAAAGAUGGACAAUCUAGAAACAUUGGAAAGACGGAACACAUAGCAGGUGGUUAUAAAGAUUAUACUCUAUCUCUUAAAGAUUUAAGUAAUGAAAAAACUCAAAUUGAUAUAGAGCGUAAUGGAACCAAACAAAAUUUUUCCACAAUUUUUAGCACAUGCGAGAAAAUAACCGUUUCCUACCUUCUUGAAGAUGAAACAAACGCAGUACCACUUCUUGUACAACUUUGUAAAUCCAAUGGUAUUACGGAAAUAUACGUACCUAACGGUCAAAAUAGCUGGAGAAAACAUAUAACUUCGACAGGAAACGAUAUUCCCAAGAAUUUAUCCUCAGUAAUUCACAGCCUUCUUACUUGUCCUGUAGUGAUUUUUUUGGAUACUAAUAAGGACUAUUAUAUCACUGGGUUUCCAUCCAAUUCCUUGAAUCUCCCACGAAUUAAUAUCACAGAUGAUAGCUCCAGAUCCUACAAUUGCUAUUACAAAAGGUUCAAACACAGCUAUUACGGAGGACAAAAAAUUAGAGUUGUAUCAAUCAGACACAAUAAUAGCCCUAUAGAAUUCGAUAAAGGUGUCCUCGAGAACGAAUACGUACAUGUGAUUGUUUCCUAUUGGACAGGAGAUAGAACAUAUAAGAAUCCGCUAAUUUUGGAAUUAGGCAUAAUGCACACUUCUGGACAUAAAUCAAACGUUUACUAUGCACCUAUAGGGGAUCAUUGGAGGGAUAGUGGAUAUUUACACCAUAGACUUAUGGAUGAGCAAAGUCGUCAGAACUGCAAUCAGAAUAAUGCGCAUGUAAUUGACACUUCUAAAAAGGUUUCAACCAUAUACUCAUGUCUUUCUUGUAGAGUUUGUAACAUACAUACUACGUAUAUAAAUGAAACUAACUACCAAUAUGGAUCUGUUACCCAUGAAAUGAAGGAAGGAAACGACCAUAAUAAGCACCUGGAUCGUAAGGGUGUGAUUGAUUACAAUAAUUACGUUGGUAGUUUUCAGAACCGAGACCAUAUACAACUUGGACUAUUCGUAACUGACAAGACUUCAAAGGUUACCACUUACUGGUAUAAGGACGAUAGCUAUCCUUCACUCAUUUACAUCCACUCACCCAUCGACAAGUGGUACAGGAUUACAAAAGACUACACAAGUUUGUGGCACAGAGUAACUAGCACUCUGAACAAAGAUGAUAAAAAAGCCAUCUACGAAAAACUUGUGAGUAUAUCUAAGGGAGAAGACGAACAACCAAUUACUGAAGAAGAGAAAGAAAUUCUAGAUGAAUUAGAGCGUGAUGAAGAAAGUACUGAGGAAUCUGAAGAUGAAUAUACACACGAAGAUAAACAUAACACCUACGACGAUACAGCGAGAAAAGAAAAGGAUAAACCCAAAAGGAAACCAAAAAAGUCAUACUCUUACAGUGGCAUUUCUACAGUGGGCAUAGUUGCUGGAGUAGUUGUGGCAGGACUUUGCAUAGGAAUGAUAGGAAGGAUGGUAUGGAAUAGAUAUAGUCCUAGAAUGUACCACGUAUUCCACAAUGUAGUCCUACCUUCAUACCUUUGA